Messenger RNA from Pimephales promelas (fathead minnow), 2941 nucleotides. NCBI's taxonomy places the organism in Eukaryota, Metazoa, Chordata, Actinopteri, Cypriniformes, Leuciscidae. The record is from RefSeq and is a predicted model, not a curated record.
CAAGAAAACAGAGAUGCCAUUUUAAUGCUUUCAACAACAAGAAUCUACACGUCCGUAUUGUGCGGUAAACCAACAUUUGUGAACAGAACCACACCUGUGCUAAAGUCGUCCAGGAAUUCUCAAGCGUGGGGAAAAGCAGGAAGUGCAAAAACAACAUGUCUCAACAUGCAGAUAUUUUGUGUGAAGUAAGUCUUUAAAAAGUUUGAGGAAGGAAGCUCACUACCCUUAAAAUGAAUCUAAGUGAGGAUACAGAGGAGGAGAACCCUACAUCUGAUGCACAAUUCUCAGAUCAAACAGAAGGUUCUGGACCUGAUGUGUAUCAGAUGCCAAGAUCAGCUUCUCCGCAUCUGAGCAGUGUGUCCAUAAAGUCGGAGGAAUCGUUUGAGUUUCAUAGACCUCUUUUCAGUGAAGGAUCUAUGACCUCUGAACUCGGCAGGAGGAAGAGAAAGAGGGACACAUCUCCAGGACCUAGCUGGGUGUCUGUGAAGAGUGACGACUCUACGAAGUUCAAUCUUUCUGGAUUUAGUGAUGACUCUGACCCUUUUACUGGGGAGAUAAAUGAACCAAUUCCCUCAGUGAAAUACCGUCUGACUCACAACAAGAAGCAAAACACAGAAUCAGCCAAACAAAAGCUCAAACAGAUAGUGGAGCCUGAAUACCUUCAUCAGGAUUCUCACCAACCAGUAGAUGCUAUUUUUCAGAAAGUGAAAGACCUACACAAAAUGUUCAUGAAGAACAAGUAUGAGAGCUUAUUUGAGGGAAUCAGACUAGAGGAAAAUAAAACCCUCCUGAACAGCAUCUACACACAGCUGUACAUCAUCGAGGGAGAGAAUGAAGGAGUGAAUGAAGAACAUGAGGUGCUACAGAUGGAGAAAAACAAAACACAACCCUCACAAGACACUCCGAUCUACUGCAAUGACAUCUUUAAAGCCUCACCUGAACCAGGAUGUGAGGAGAAAGACAAAAUCAAGACUGUCCUUACUAUAGGCAUCGCUGGGAUUGGAAAAACCGUCUCUGUGCAGAAGUUCAUUCUGGACUGGGCCGAGGGAAGAGCCAAUCAGGAUGUAGAUUUCAUGUUUGUGCUUCCAUUUCGUGAAAUGAAUUUGAUUAAAGAUCAUCAGUACAGUCUUCACACACUUCUGCUGGACUUUCAUCCUGAACUUCAUAAUCUGGACUCAAAGAUUUAUGGGGAGGGUAAAUUGGUGUUCAUCUUUGAUGGUCUGGAUGAAAACAGGAUUCCACAGAUCUUUUCAAACACUCAUAAAGUUUCUGAUGUGACUGAGUCUUCAUCAGUGGAUGUGUUGAUGUCAAACCUCCUGAAAGGAGAUCUGCUUCCCUCUGCUCACAUCUGGAUCACCACCAGACCAGCAGCAGCCAAUCAGGUCCCCUCCAAAUACAUCAACCGUGUGACAGAAAUUCAGGGAUUCAAUGACCCUCAGAAGGAGGAAUAUUUCAGGAAGAGAAUCAGUGAUGAGCAUCAAGCCAGCAGAAUCAUCUCUCACAUCAGAAAAACAAGAAGCCUCCACAUCAUGUGCCACAUACCCGUCUUCUGCUGGAUCUCAUCCACUGUGCUUCAAAAGCUCCUGGAAGAUCUGAGUACAGAAAUCCCUCAAACUCUGACUGAAAUGUACAUCAACUUUCUGAUCAUUCAGAUCAACAUGAGGAAUCAGAAGUCUGAAGAGAGAGAUCCAGAGAAGCUCCUGCAGUCCAACAGAGAAGUGAUUUUGAAACUUGCUGAACUGGCUUUCAAACAGCUGAUUAAACACAAUGUGAUGUUCUAUGAGGAGGACCUGAUUGAGAGCGGCAUAGACGUCACUGACGCCUCGGUGUAUUCUGGGAUUUGCACUGAGAUCUUUAAGGAGGAAUCUGUGAUUCAUCAGAGGAAAGUUUACUGUUUCAUACAUCUGAGCUUUCAGGAGUUUCUGGCUGCUUUGUUUGUGUUUUACUUUUAUAUAAUAAAAAAUGAUAACACAUUACAUUAUUUGGAUCAAGUUCAUAAUCUGCAUAGGCACACAGUAGAUGACGCGCUUCAGUAUGAAAAUGGACACCUGGAUCUUUUCCUGCGAUUCCUGCUGGGCAUCUCACUGGAGUCUAAUCAGAGACUCUUACUGCAACUACUAUCACAUACAGAGAAAAGUUCAGAGAGCAUCAGGAAAACCUCACAGUACAUUAAAGACAUCAUCAAGGCUGAGAAAAAUCUCUCCACAGAAAGAUCUAUCAAUCUGUUUCUCUGUCUGCUGGAGAUGAAAGAUCGGACUCUGUACACAGAGAUUCAGGAGUUUAUGAAAUCAGACACACACUCGGAGAAGAAACUCACUCCUGCUCAAUGUUCAGCAAUCACCUGCAUGCUUCAGAUGUCAGAUGAGGUGCUGGAUGAGCUGGAUCUGAAGAAAUACAACACAUCAGAGGAUGGUAGAAGAAGACUGAUACCAGCAGUGAGCAACUUCAGAAAAGUUCGUCUUGCUGGCUGUAAUCUCAUAGGUCACAGCUAUGAAAUUGUGGUCUCAGCUCUACUGUCUUUAAACUCUCCUCUCAGAGAGCUUGACCUGAGUAACAAUGACCUGGAAGACACAGGAGUGAAGAUGCUUUCUGAUGCACUGAAGAGUCCAAACUGUAAUCUGGAGAUACUGCGAUUAUCUGGCUGUAUGGUAACAGAUGUCGGCUGUUGCUAUUUGGCUUCAUCUCUGAGUGCAGCUUCACGCCUGAAAGAGCUGGAUCUAAGCUACAAUCACCCAGGGGAUUCAGGAGUCAAGCUACUCUCCGAGAGACUCAAUGAUCCAAACUGUGCACUGGAAAAACUCAAGUAUGUUGGAUUUAAAUUUGUCAUGGUAUUUAUUAUUAAAAUGUUGCAUAUGCAUAUUUGUAAAAUAAUAAAAAUAAAACAUUACAUGGAACAUAAAACAACAUGAUAGCAAUCACUAAAUUACGUGGUCUAAAUGUA